GUCCGCUGUCCACUGCAUCACAUUGAUCCUUACAUCGGCGAGGCUGCCACGCAAGAUGAAGCCGUCGCAGAUAUAGCGACUGUCAUCAUGACCGCUUCUUUGCUCUCGAUCUAACCUCGCUAGGCUUUCUGGAGCGAUCGCUGCCUCUACUAGCCCACUAUGGCACCGACCUCCAACCCACGCAUCACUGCUCUCGACUUUGACUCCAACCGCAAGCGCAGGCGCCGGUCGGCUGGCUCUCAUCCAAGCAUUGGAGAUGAUGACUUUGAUUUCAUGGGCCGUGUAGCAGAGGAGAUCAUCGAGCGAGACCGCAUCAGAAUGCGUAGAGAAGUCACACGAACACUCAGCUUUGUCUGCGCUGUUCUGAGCUGUCUAUGCGCCGGAUCGAUCACGUCCUUUUCUCUAUAUGGCGCCCGCUUCCUUACCGACCUUCACUACACCCAAUUCCGUGUCAAUGCCGUAUCUAUAACUGCUGAACUGGCCAUGUACCUACCUGUUCCUCUAUUUGGCUAUCUCUGCGACCGCUACUCUCCUCCACCAUUGUCGCUGCUUGCUUCUCUUCUAUUCGGGUUCGGUUAUCUCCUGGCGGCAUAUACAUACAAAGCAGGACCACCUCCCGACGCUGCAAGAGACGGGCAAGGAUGGCCAUUCGGGAUCAUGAUCCUCGCAUUCAUCGGCAUCGGCGCAGGAACAAGCUGCAUGUACCUCUCUGCCGUAGCGACAUGCGCGAAGAAUUUCGCGACAGCCAAAUACCGCGGCUUUAUGCUCGCGGUGCCCAUUGCAGCAUUCGGCCUCAGCGGCAUGUGGCAGAGCCAGGUCGGUGCGCACCUCCUGUACCAGAAACUACCCAACGGGCACAAAGGCGAAGUGGACGUGUUCAGAUACUUUGUCUUCCUGGCCGGCACGCUCAUCGGCGUCGGUCUCCUGGGCACCAUCGGCCUCCAAAUCGUCGACGAGGAGGGACUCAUUGACCACGGUGUCGAAGCCCUCGAGCGGAGCGGUCUUCUCGAGGAGAGCGAGUUCUUCCGCGACACAGAGGCCCCGACGCCUAUUAACUACGGCGCCACCGACCAUUCGGGCACUUCUACACCGUCCGACAUCGCCUCUGAAGAAGUUGAUCUUUCCGAGUCCCAAGUCCUCAAAAAGCGCGAACAAGAGCACCGUCUACGCAAAAAGAAAUGGUGGCUCCUCAACCACGCAACGCACAGCUUCCUCACAGACCGCACGAUGUGGCUGCUGGCGGCAGGCUUCUUUCUCGUUACAGGUCCUGGAGAGGCAUACAUCAACAACCUCGGCACCAUCAUCCCCACGCUCACGCCCAAACGCUACUUCGACAUCACCAGCCCACCCGCGGGCCAUGCAAGCACGCACGUGAGUAUCAUCGCACUCGCUUCCACGUUUGCACGCUUGUUCACGGGGACGCUCUCCGACCUGUUCGCGCCACCGAGUCAGCCGGAGAACCCACCCAGCGCUCGAGUGCAGUUCUCGCGGCUUGUGCUCCUUCUGCCGUCAGCAGUGGUGUUACUCAUGGCCUUUCUCAACUUGGGAUUGCCGUUCCUCACGCCGAGCACGCCCGGGCUGUUUCUGCUCUCGAGCGGACUGCUGGGACUGGGUUACGGCGCGUGCUUUAGCCUGGUGCCGAUCAUAAUCAGCGUCGUCUGGGGCGUCGAGAACUUUGCCACGAACUGGGGUGUCGUGGCGAUGAUGCCGGCUGGCGGAGCGGCGGUCUGGAGCUUGGUUUACAGUGCGGGAUAUUCGCGUGCCGGCGCGGGACGCGAAGAGGGCGAAUGCUCUGGAUACGCAUGUUUCGCGGCGUGGGCGUGGGGCUGUGCGGCGAGCGUGGUGAUCGCAAUCGUCCUGUGGUGUUUUGCCUGGCGGACGUGGAAGAGACGCAAUGUCAUCGUGUAGAAUGCGACAAGGACCAGAAGAGAGACGAGAAGAGAGACCAGCAAUAGCAACGGAGGCGAGGAGGUCCUAGUUGAUGUGAGGGUUCUGGUCACCUUGCCUCGGGCUGCGGAUGCGCGGGGAAGGAGGGAAAGGGACAGGGAGCCGUGUAAUGUGCAUAUCCGGGUCCGAUGAGCCCAAUCUCGGGUUGCUUUUAGGUGCGUAGUAUCGUCUCGACGAGUUGGACUCCUUCUUGUGUACGGAUAAACACUUCCUGGAUUACUCAAUGUGUCAUGGCGACAGCGUUUGGGCUGGGUCGCUGGGUUACAGCUUGGAUUCAAAGCGCCUGGGAUGGCUUUCACUUCGCGCCGAUGGAUACAGAGGGCAACGCUCCCAAGGGAGCUGCAUAGCAAAGGAAAUAUACGGACUUCAAUGAAAAGAAUACUUAC
This is a messenger RNA of Exophiala xenobiotica, 2333 nucleotides long. RefSeq lists its product as uncharacterized. Gene Ontology annotation, biological process: transmembrane transport. Gene Ontology annotation, cellular component: membrane. The coding region runs from base 160 to 1908 and encodes 582 amino acids. NCBI's taxonomy places the organism in Eukaryota, Fungi, Ascomycota, Eurotiomycetes, Chaetothyriales, Herpotrichiellaceae. The record is from RefSeq and is a predicted model, not a curated record. Gene Ontology annotation, molecular function: transmembrane transporter activity. The transcript has 2 exons.